This is a messenger RNA of Chenopodium quinoa (quinoa), 693 nucleotides long. RefSeq lists its product as uncharacterized. The coding region runs from base 1 to 693 and encodes 230 amino acids. The transcript has a single exon. The record is from RefSeq and is a predicted model, not a curated record. NCBI's taxonomy places the organism in Eukaryota, Viridiplantae, Streptophyta, Magnoliopsida, Caryophyllales, Amaranthaceae.
AUGACAAAGCAAUUUGAGCUACAAGCAAAGCAAAAUGAACACUUUGAAAGAUCGAUUCAAAUGCUUAUUGCUCAAAAUAAGAGGAUAGAAACUCACCUUUCUCAACUUUCACAACAAGUGAGUCAUUUAUCAACUCUUCAUGAUCAAGAAAAAGUCCAAAAGGAACAAUGCAAUGCAGUUUUCUUGAGAAGAGAUGAAUUAUUUUCGAGGAAAAUAGAUGAGAAAGUGUGCAGUGUGGAGUCAAGAAAAGAUGAAAAGUGUAAGGAUGUAAAAAGUCCCCAAUAUGUUCCUCCACCGGCCUAUGAGGAACCGAUGCCCUUCCCGCAAAGGUUGUCAAAAGCCGUGCUCGAUAAACAUUUUGGAAAAUAUUGCGAGACUCUUAAAAAGGUACAUGCUUCCAUUCCUUUUUCUGAUCUUUUAAUUCAAAUGCCUCAAUUUGCAAAAUUUGUGAAGGAAAUUAAAGAUCAACAUGAUGAUAAGGAAGUAGUAAAUGAGAAAUGCUCUACUCUUUUACGUGAUAGCCUACCACCUAAGCUGCAUGGUCCUGGUAGUUUUACUAUUCCCUAUAUGAUAAACGAAAUAUUUUUUGACAGGGUCUUAUGUGAUUUAGGUGCUAGUGUAAAUUUAAUGCCUUAUUCAUUAUAUGAAAAAUUAGGUUUGCAAAAACUUAAACCUUCCCCUAUUUCUCUUUAA